GCUAUUGGUGCUCUUCCUCUACCCUUCUUGAUUGCAUUUGGAAUGCUUUCAUUUUCGUUCAACUGGAAAAAAGCACCUUCUUUACAGUGGACUAAAAUUCUCGGCCUCAUUCUGUAAAUACAAUAAUGCUUUGAAACAAAUAUAUCAAUUGUCACGGAUCGCAAUCACUGUUCCAGGGAGAAUUUCUUUGGCGGAGGACCUCUAUCUAACAUAAGUCGACUUGAAAUUAUACACUCUGUUAUCCAUUUUUCAGCAAUAAUGACAGAGUAUUGGGUGAGCCAAGGGAACAAGUGGUGUGAUCAAUGCAAGAUAUUUAUUUCCAACAAUCCUAUAAGUAUCCGAACUCAUGAACUUGGGCAGCGCCACAAGGACAAUGUUACAAAAAGGCUUUCUGCUAUGCGGAAAGAGAAUAUUGCAAAGGAGAAAGAAAAACAGCAGGCUAUGAAAGAUCUUCAACAAAUUGAAGCUAAAGCUAUGCGGAGCUAUAAGAAAGAUUUAGCAGCUAUAAAAGAGACUAAAGUUACGUCCACAGAAGAAAAAUAUGGGGCUUCAAAAUCUCAGCUGGAUUAUGACAGGAACACAUCACAUGUGUCUGAGCAUGUGCCUGGAACUUCAUCAGUGAAAAAUUCAGUGGAAUGGGCAUAUGAUAAAUCUUCUGGUUACUACUUCAAUGAAUCUACAAAAUAUUAUUAUGAUCCGAACUCUGGCCUUUACUACAGUGAUGCAAUAGGGAAAUGGGUCACCCAGGAAGCAGCUUGUGUUUCAUCUCAACUAGCAAGAACAGAGGUUGGUGCUGGUAAUUCUCUGUUAUCUGAUGAAGGUGGAGUUGCUACAUCUAAAGCUAGUACAAACACAAAAGAAAGCAGCAUUAAAGGGAAGAUUAACAGUGGUCCUCCACCAGGGCCAGUGCUUCCAGUCUCUAAGGUAUUCUCAAGUUCCACUAAGGCAGCUACAUCUUCAAUCCAGGUUACCAAAAGGAAGAGGGAAGAGAAGACUGGUCGUGUAUCAAGUGAAGAAGCUGCAGCUAUUGCUGCCAGAGAAGCUGCAAGAAAAAGACAGGAAGAAAGGGAGAAGUCAUUGUUAGGCCUAUACAAGUCAUAUUGAUGCAUAUAUUGAGUUUCAGGGUUAUAAAUCCUUGUGUAUUUUUGAUUCCCAAUUGUGUUAGGUACAAGAUAACUUCAGGUUGGCAUCAUUAAAAUUUGCAAUAUUACCAGAAAUAGUGGUGCUAUCGUUUUUUCUCAUUGUCUACUUGUUCAAAGAAGCUACAACAUAUUUGCUGAAUGCUGCUAAGACGUUGAGGGAAUAGCCUUGUUGAACUCUUGAGAAACACACUGUAUCUCUGCUGCAUACAUAAGGUACAUCAUAAGUCUCACUAAAGGAUAUAAAUGAUGAAAUGGCCAAGGAGAUGACAUCCAUUGAUCUCCUAUUCUCUA
This is a messenger RNA of Cryptomeria japonica (Japanese cedar), 1433 nucleotides long. RefSeq names its product zinc finger protein ZOP1. Bases 259 to 1104 code for a protein of 281 amino acids. The transcript has 5 exons. Gene Ontology annotation, biological process: mRNA splicing, via spliceosome. Lineage: Eukaryota; Viridiplantae; Streptophyta; Pinopsida; Cupressales; Cupressaceae. Gene Ontology annotation, molecular function: RNA binding; zinc ion binding. The record is from RefSeq and is a predicted model, not a curated record. Gene Ontology annotation, cellular component: precatalytic spliceosome; nucleus.